AUAGGUGCACGGGGCGCACUCAAAGUACUAGUAUAUUAAUAUUCCCGCGCCUCCCCAGCGGCAUCCCCAUCCAUCCAUCCUUCACAAGCUUCAACAGCGAAGAACAGAGCGAGAAGCCGGCCAGCCAGCGAGCGGCGAGGACGCGAGAAGGGCAGCGACAACCAGCCAGCCGGAUACAAGCGAUCCAUGGCUCCGAAGAGGUCGUCUUCGCCGGCUGGGAGCAACGGCAGCGCCAUGUGCGCGCCGGCGGCGGCGGAGCAGCCGAGGCUCCGCGGCGUGCGGAAGCGGCCGUGGGGCCGGUACGCGGCGGAGAUCCGGGACCCUGUGCGGAAGGCGCGCGUGUGGCUCGGCACCUUCGACACGCCCGAGGAGGCGGCGCGCGCGUACGACGCCGCCGCGCGCAGGCUCCGCGGGCCACGCGCCGCCACCAACUACCCCGCCCAGGACCCGAAGGCCGCAGAGGCGGCUGCUGCUCCAGCGGCGAGCGGGAGCGCGGUGCUAUCCGAGGACGCGUCAUCCUCCUCCUCCUCCUGCCGGGACUCGCCGCUGGCGGUGACGGUGGCGGUCGCGGCGCCCCAGUCGCAGGACCUGAGCCUAGCGCUCCCGGCCAUGGUCGCCGCGCAGCCGUACCAGCUGUUCCUGGACCCGACGGCGAUGGUGGCCGUGGCGCCGGCGCUGCUGCAGUUCCUGCCGCCGAAGAGCGAGGAAGAGCAGAGCUUCCCAGGGUCGAGCUCCUCCUCGUCGGUCGUGUUCGACGCGGCGCCGGCGUUGGGCCUGGGGCUCGACCUGAACCUGGCGCCGCCGGCCGGGAUGGUGAUGUAGAGACAGACCAAUCAAUUGCUCAAUUAACACAGUAGGAAUUAUUUAGCUCAUGGAUCCACAUGCCAUCAGGUGUAAAUAGGCUGAAGAUUUGUGUAUGCGCCGAGAUGGUGAUGCAGCGAAUUAAGGAAAUUUACCAACACUCAAAUGGCUUCUUCUUCUUCCUCUUCUUCUUCUUCUCCAUCAGAGCCAAUUGGCCCUGUGAAUUCUUAUCAAACAAAAAAUGGCCCUGUGAAACAAUUGUAAAUAGGCAGCUAGCUGUUAGCAUAGGUCUCACUUCUUCUCAUUCGUUGCAAGGAGGAGCAAAGAUCUCUCGUGUGUGGUGUGGAGUUUGUUGUUCUUGAAGAACAAUAUGUUCAUUCAUUUGCAGUUGCAGCAUGCACAACCUGAUUACGUCAAAGUGAUCAGCAUGAAAGAUCUAUAAGGUCUAUUUCGACA
Messenger RNA from Panicum hallii, 1257 nucleotides. Its product is annotated as ethylene-responsive transcription factor ERF098-like. The coding region runs from base 187 to 822 and encodes 211 amino acids. The transcript has a single exon. Lineage: Eukaryota; Viridiplantae; Streptophyta; Magnoliopsida; Poales; Poaceae. The record is from RefSeq and is a predicted model, not a curated record. Gene Ontology annotation, biological process: regulation of DNA-templated transcription. Gene Ontology annotation, molecular function: DNA-binding transcription factor activity; DNA binding.